CGGACGCAGCUGAGUUGCUGAGGGAAGGACUGGAGAUUCGAUUGCAUUGUGAAGGAAACGAGACGUGAACGAGAAGCAGGUGUGUGCGCGCCCAUUCACAUCUUACCACUGCAACACCCCACGCUCGCACUUAGCCACGGCAAUCGCGCAAGCGGCCUCGCAAACGCACCCUCACGAGCCUCUGAUACCUCCCCGCCGCCCCUUUCCGCUUCCUACCCCGCCGCCCGCUGUGCAGUACAAUACUCAUACGCUUCUCACAGAUAUACCCGGAGGAACCAUCAACAUGUCUUCCCUAUCUCGUCGUGCGUGCUUCAAGUGCGGAAACGUGGGCCACUAUGCUGGUGAGCUGCCCUUCCUGCGCGGCUGCCUCGAGGGACAAUGUCGCAGCGUUGUCGCAAGACGGCUCGUUCCACGGCUCUUGUGUCGCGCAAACACGCGCUGUGCAAUACAGCUAGGCGAACACAGUACUAACGUUGAAUCACAGAGGUGUGCUCAUCGUCUGAGAGGCUAUGCUACAACUGUAAGUCGUCUCCGCGCAACAAGGUUGAACGGUCGCUGAUCCAACAACAGGCAAGCAGCCCGGCCACGAGUCCAACGGAUGCCCUCACCCUCGCAC
Paraphaeosphaeria sporulosa is the source of this 616-nucleotide messenger RNA. RefSeq lists its product as uncharacterized. The coding region runs from base 284 to 559 and encodes 91 amino acids. The record is from RefSeq and is a predicted model, not a curated record. The transcript is spliced from 2 exons. Lineage: Eukaryota; Fungi; Ascomycota; Dothideomycetes; Pleosporales; Didymosphaeriaceae.